Molecule: messenger RNA, 3610 nt
Organism: Pantherophis guttatus
Lineage: Eukaryota; Metazoa; Chordata; Lepidosauria; Squamata; Colubridae
Gene: IGFALS
Product: insulin like growth factor binding protein acid labile subunit
Molecular function (GO): protein binding
Source: RefSeq, a predicted model, not a curated record
AAGACCCCUGCCAAGCCAACCCCAGAGAGACCACUAUGCCUUCUCAGGAGGUAAGCGUUGCCCAGGUAAGCAUUGCCCGGAAUGCUCUUGAAAGCAUUCCGUGCUCCGUGCCAGUAAAUGAUGGGUUAAAAGCAGCUUCUCUCUCACACACACACAUAGCUGGACAAGCCACAGGGUGGUAGCUACUGAACUGCUCUAUUUGUAUCAGGGGUGGAAACUCAGAGGACAGCAUUACCUGAGGUUGCUCGCAGACCGUUGACUAUUCACACUUCAGCCCGAGAGCAACCAGAAUGAGCAAAGGAGCAGCGUCCAUGCUGACCCUUCUAUGGGCAUUGGGGUCAAUGUCUUUGCAUCCUGAAGCAAGAAUGCUCAAAGAAUGCGCAAGUCCUGAAGGUCAGAAAUGCCCCAACCUAUGCGCUUGUAGCUUUGACGACUGCAACGAUGAUCUGAGCGUCUACUGUAGCGCACGCAACCUCACCACCUUGCCGGAAGACGUGCCACGAAGUACGAGGAUGUUGUGGCUGGAUGGGAACAAUUUCACAACCUUGCUAGCUCUGGCUUUUAGGAACCUCUCCAACCUGGAGUUUCUUAACCUUCAGGGCAAUCAAUUAUCGGGGAUCGAACAACACGCCUUCCAUGGUUUGGAAGGACUCUACUCUUUGCUCCUGGAACGUAAUCGGCUGAAGUCGCUGGCACCCAAUAUCUUCCUCCACCUUCAGAACCUGGCUUCCUUACGUCUCAACAACAACCAGUUCAACAAGAUCGAGGAAGGGGUGUUUGCUGGGCUUUCCAACCUCUGGUACUUGAAUCUAGGGUGGAAUUCCCUGGUGGUCCUACCAGACAAAGUCUUUCAUGACCUACCCAAUUUAAGGGAGAUGGUCCUGUCCGGAAACAAGCUGCACUACCUCCAACACCAGCUGUUCUACAGCCUCAGCGAGUUGCGAGAGCUGGAUCUGAGUUGGAAUUCUCUCAAGGGCAUCAAAGGUAACAUCUUCACGAAGCUUCAGAAGCUGCUGAAACUUUACCUGAACCAGAAUCAAAUCAACGCCAUUGCUCCGCGGGCUUUUGCGGGCAUGAAAUCUCUGAGAUGGUUGGAUCUCUCCCACAACCGUCUCGCCACGCUUUUCGAAGACACGUUCCUGGGCCUUUCAAGCCUUCACGUCUUGCGUCUCUCCAGCAACUCCAUCGCUAGUUUGAGCCCCAGGACUUUUAAAGACCUGCAGUUCCUGGAAGAAUUGCAGCUGGGCAACAAUAAGAUCCGCACCUUGCUCGAAAAGAGCUUUGAUAAAUUGGGUCAGCUGGAAGUUCUUACUCUAAAUGACAACCAGAUUCAGGAGAUCAGGCCUGGGGCGUUCCUCGGGCUUUCAAACGUGGCAGUGAUGAACCUAUCUGGGAAUUGCCUUACCACCUUUCCCGAUUUCACUUUCAGGGGUCUUAGCCAACUGCACAGCCUCCAUCUGGAAAACUGCUGCCUCACAAGGAUCAGGCCGCAGAUGUUUUCUGAUCUCUCCAGACUGCGAAGGCUCUUUCUGCGAUUCAACGCCAUCUCCGUCAUCGAAGAUCACAGUUUGAACGAUUUGCACGAGCUCCUUGAUCUGGAUCUCAAGCACAACCAGCUGAGCAGCCUCUCCCCAAAUCAGUUUGCAGGCCUCAGGAGCCUGGAGUAUCUCCUUCUUUCUUUCAAUCAGCUGGUAGAGAUCUCUCCCGGAGCCUUCGCCCCGUUGUUGCGUCUCUCUUGGCUCGAUCUCUCCAACAACGUCUUGGAGACGUUGGACAGCGGCGUCUUUGCAUCUUUCUCGAAACUGACCUAUCUGAACAUCAGGAACAACUCUCUGAGAACCUUCUCGGUGGAUUGGCUCGGCCCCUCGCCUACGUUGGUCCAGCUGUGGCUAGAAGGGAACAAAUGGGCGUGCAAUUGCUCACUCAAGGAACUUCGAGACUUUGCUCUGCAGGAACCCGGCGUGGUUCUGCGGUACACGCAGUCCAUCACAGAAGGAGAAGCACCUGAAUACACCUACAACAAUAUCACUUGCCUUAGCCCAGCAGAAGUGGUAGGACUUGAUCUACGAGAUAUUCAAGGAGACCAUUUUGUGGACUGUUAAAGUGUUUGGUCAUCUUGCUUUCCAAGAAACUUUUUUCUCCAAGAAACAUUUUCUCCUUUGUAGGGGAACAGUACAAACUCAAAUCUUCAAUGUGUUUGGACUUAAGAAGCUAUUGGGAAUCAAGCACAACUUAAGUCAUCACAACGCAUUGUAAGCCGCCCUGAGUCUCCGGAGAAAGGCGGCAUAUAAAUCAAAUUAAAAAAAAAAAAAAAAAGGUCUAUUACAAGUAGCAGGCCUCAAACACAGUAUCGGACCAGACCUUUUUUUUUAGUGCUUGCUUGGGAAGUCCAGCAGGCAUUUCUAGAUUUGUAGAUCAGACUGAGAAGUUACAAUUCAGAAGGUGAAAAACUUUGUAUAUUGCUCCCCCAAAAUCUGCGUAGACUUCCUUCCUUCAUUCAAUCACCCAGUCGAGUUUGAUUUAAUGGAGAAAUUACCCUAAGAUUUAGGAAAAUUAAUUAAGGAAAAUAGUGAAUAUCAAAUAAUGUCCUGAAUCACAGAGUGGCAUCAGUGUUAACUUCCUUAAAUAUAUUUAAGCCUUUAGGACUCACUCAAAUAUUCCAGUAAGUGGGUUAAUCUUGCCUUUUCCUCCUUCUCCCCCCUUUAUAAAGUAUGUAUUUUUUUUUCCUACUGGCUCUGGAGUUGGGUGGGGUAUAUCGAUGUUGCCCUACUGUUUUCUCAUAAUGCCGACUUAUCACUUGGAAACAUUUUUUUUCUCGAAUGUAUUUGUUAAUUGAUCUGAUUAAGUUUUAUUAUGCGAACACUGCCAUCGAGUAGUUUCACUCUGUCAUGUUCACAUGAUUUACAAGGAAAUAAUCUUUCCAAAGUGCUGUAGCUGUGCUUGACGGUAGCAAUCCCUACAUGCCUAGCCAUAAAGACUGUGGAUAGAAAUAAUUUGAACAUGUAGAGGUAUAUAUAGCAAUAGCACUUAACACUUAUAUACCACUUCACUGUGCUUUCCAGCCCUCUCUAAGCAGUUUACAGAAUCAACCUAUUGCCCCCAACAAUCUGGGUCCUCAUUUUACCCACCUCAGAAGGAUGGAAGGCUGAGUCAACCUCGAGCCUGGUGAGAUUUGAACUGCCAAAUUGCAGGCAGCCGGCAGUCAGCAGAAGUAGCCUGCAGUACUGCACUCUAACCACUGCACCACCAUGGCUCAUAUCUGGUUAAGAAAAGCAGAUGAUCAUAUACUGUUAAAUUCUGGAUCCCAAUUCUCCCUUCUAGUAUGUUCUUGUCUUUCCUGAAAUAUCCUAACCUUAAUUUACCAGCAUUUCCAUUUUUUCUAGAGUUUCUCUUGUGUCCUCGCCACUCACGGGUCAUUUUUCCUUGUCCUCUUGGAGCCUCUGCCUCAGUUCUGUCAUAAGAAUUUCUAGCCAUUGCUUUCAUACAGAUGGAAAUUAGGAGGAAAUAAUAGGGAUUUCCCCUUUCGCUAUCAUAGAAGCUAGAAAAUGAAAACAUUUCAGGAUUCUUUUGUAAAAAUGAAAGGUUAUAUGUUAUGGGAUAAGUAACAGCA